Messenger RNA from Sus scrofa (pig), 5102 nucleotides. It is a transcript of the gene COX18, whose product is annotated as cytochrome c oxidase assembly factor COX18. Lineage: Eukaryota; Metazoa; Chordata; Mammalia; Artiodactyla; Suidae. Gene Ontology annotation, molecular function: membrane insertase activity. Gene Ontology annotation, biological process: protein insertion into mitochondrial inner membrane from matrix; mitochondrial respiratory chain complex IV assembly. The record is from RefSeq and is a predicted model, not a curated record. Gene Ontology annotation, cellular component: mitochondrial inner membrane.
CACUGGCUUGAUUGGGAAGGGCAAUUGUGGCUGCCGGCAGGCUCACGCCCACUUUACACCCCGCGUCGCCGGCGCAGGCGCAUAGUGGCCUCGGCGCAGUGGGGUUCGCGGCUCCUGCCUGAGGCCGUGGUUUCGAGCUCAGUCCGCUGCGGGGAGGAGAUGCUGUCUCGACUCAGCGUUAGGUGGUUGCGGCCACUGCCUGCCCUGCCGCUGGGGCCCCUGAGUGUCCGGCUCGCGCCGGUCCCAACGGACAGCGCCAAGCGCUCCGCUUUGCCAGUGUGGGCGGUGGCGCCGGUCUCUGCAGUUGGUCCGGGCGGUGCCGGUGGCUGGUACGAGGCCUUGGCUACGUCGGCUCCGGUGCAAGGCGCCGAGGACGUGCUGCUUAAUGUGCACUCUGCCACGGGCCUGCCCUGGUGGGGCAGCAUUCUCCUCACCACCGUGGCCCUGCGCGGCGCCAUCACGCUGCCCCUGGCCGCCUACCAGCACUACAUCCUAGCCAAGGUGGAAAAUUUGCAGCCAGAAAUAAAAAACAUUUCAAGACAUCUUAACCAAGAAGUUGCAGUUCGUGCACAUCAGUUGGGAUGGUCCAAAAGAGCUGCCAGGCUCACUUAUCUGAAGACUAUGCGGAAGCUUGUUUCAGAGCUGUAUGUUCGGGAUAACUGCCACCCUUUCAAAGCCACUGUGUUGGUGUGGAUUCAGCUUCCAAUGUGGAUCUUCAUGUCUGUCGCUCUCCGGAAUUUGAGCACAGGGAAAACACAGUCCGAAGCAGGUUUAUCUGUUCAGGAGCAGUUAGCUACUGGAGGGGUCCUAUGGUUUUCCGACCUCACUGCCGUGGAUUCCACUUGGAUUCUGCCCGUCUCUGUUGGUGUCAUCAAUUUACUGAUAGUGGAGAUUUUUGCUCUGCAAAAAAUUGGUACGUCUCGUUUUCAGACCUAUGUUACAUACUUUGUUCGUGCGGUAUCGGUGCUGAUGAUUCCAAUUGCAGCGACAGUACCUUCAUCGAUUGUUCUCUAUUGGUUAUGCUCCAGCUUCGUGGGUCUUUCACAGAACUUGUUGCUGCGUUCUCCUAGAUUUCGCCAGCUUUGCCGAAUACCGUUAACCAAGUCCGAUUCAGACACUCCUUAUAAGGACCUCUUUGCUGCCUUUUACGCCAAGUUCAUUUCAAGGAAAUGACAUACUUUCUAGUAAUUUUGAAACAAUUUUAAGUUUCACUGUUAAUAUACCUAGAAGAUUUGGAAAUGCAAAUGUGACUUAAUUUGAUUUCAUUUAAAAUCGUAAGCUCUGUGGAAUUCCCAUCGUGGCUCAGCAGUUAAUGAACCUGACCAGGAUCCAUGAGGAUGCGGGUUUGAUCCCUAGCCUCACGCAGUGGGUCAAGGAUCCAGCGUUGCUGUGAGCUGUGGUGUAUGUUGCAGAUGCGGCUCCGAUGGCUUAGGCCGGCGACUGUGGCUCUGAUUCAACCCCUAGCCUGGGAACCUCCAUAUACCUUGAGUGUGGCCUUAAAAAGAAAAAUAAAUAAAUAAAAUCAUAAACUCUGUGAGGUACUAUGGAUUAAGGUAUAAACUACAUAUAUUUGAUAAUAAGUGCUAAAAAUGUAGUAUGUUUAAUGGUAUACUAAGAGUAUAAAAGUAUAAACAAAGGCCUGUUUAUAAAAUUAUAGAACUUGCUGGAAGUACCAGAACUUUGGAGAAGAGGACUAGAAAAGUUUUAUAAAGAGAAUCCAGUGGGGUGAUUCUUAAAAUUUUGGAAGUGUGGAGCAUCAUAGACCCAUUUGGGCAUUUGAUAAAACCAUGGUUUUCUCUUCCAACCAAUCCUGAAACUCACAACAUGGAGUCCUUUGACUGCCCCCCGAAGGCCUUCUGGUAGUUCCUAACUAAUGAAUACUCUUCUGAUGGACCAUAUUUUGAUGAUCAGUUAAUGUGUGAUUUAAAAAAAAAAAAAAUGAACUUGAGAAGUUGCCUUUGUGGCACAGCAGAAACGAAUCCAAUUAGGAACCAUGAGGUUGCGGGUUCGAUCCCUGGCCCCACUCAGUGAGUUAAGGAUCUGGUGUUGUGGUGAGCUGUGGUGUAGGUCACAGACAUGGCUCAGAUCUGGCGAGGCUGUGGCUGUGGUGUAAGCCGACAGCUGUAGCUCCGAUUAGACCCCUAGCCUGCUAACCUUCAUAUGCUGCAGGUGCAGCCCCAAAAAGGAAAAAAAAAAAAAAAAUGAACUUGAGAUACAUGCAGUAGUAGUCUAUGCAUGUAAGAAAGUAUUCAAUAUGUAGGUGGUGUUACUUCUCAACUCUGCUCUGAAAAAAUACAAAAAAUGUAUGUUCCUUUUUUUAUAAUUUAAGAAGUAUGGAUAAUAGAGUAUAGCACUAAGUACUGGGAGCCCAAAGUAGAAGGUCCUAAGCUAAUCAUGUGGAAUAUGAAGGAACCAGGUAUCUCUGAUAACCCUUCAAGAAGGUGAAAAGCUGGAGUUCCUGUUGUGGCUCAGCGGUAAUGAACCCCACUAGUAUCUUUGAGGACGGACGCAGGUUCAGUCCCUGGCUUUGCUCAGUGGGUUAAGGAUCUGGCAUUGCUGUGAGCUGUGGUGUAUAUCUCAGAUGCGGCUCAGAUCCUGAGUUGCUGUGGCUGUGGUGUAGGCUGGCAGCUGCAGCUCUGAUUCAACCCCUAGCCUAGGAACGUCCAUAUGCCACAGGUGCAGCCCUAAAAGCUAAAAAAUAAAAAUAAUUACUAAAUAAAUGAAAGUACAUUAGUUUCACUGUUACUAGAAGUUAAAUAGUAGGUGAAUAAUCAGCUUAUUUAGCCAGAGAGCAUGCAUAUGAACCUUGCAUUUAUAGUUGUGUAUUUAGUCAUUAAAGAAUGUAGGUAAAUCACAUAAUUGUGAAAAAAGAUUGUUGUACAGAAUGGUAGACAGCUGUUUGAGUCUUUUUCCAUCAUCUCAAACCCCUGAAAGCUGCAACCUUUAAGAGCGUCAAACUGUCAGCAGCUAGAACCCCAACAAACAACUGAACCAAUCUUCAUAAGGACCAGCAUAGCCCCAGAGAGGGAAUGAUUCUGUGACUCCUAACAUGUUAACUUGACCGCAGUCACUUGUGGAAACCAAUCUAAAAGCAAAAAGGACUAUAGUAAACUUUGAACAUUAUUUGGUAAUUGUAUCGCUUAUUAGUAUUGCAUUGCUAUUUCGGAACUCUGUCAGGUAAAAUAGGAUAUUCAUUGCAAUAUUCAUUUUCUGUGGAUGCUGUAACAAAACCGUUAGCUGCUUAAUUACCAGAGGAAGAUAAUAUCGAAUAUGUUUGUUGGAAAUAUUAUAAGGUAUAUCUCUUUCAAGUUUUUCUUUUAAGGGAUAGGUUUAGGGAUUGCCCCUGAUAAGGAAAUUGGUCCCGCAAAAGAAGAUUCUCCCCACAGUUCUCCACCCCUACACUCAGAAAGCCUAGCUUUUACCAAAGACCUACCACAAUCUGAGUUAAGAACCGAUGAAGUAAAAUUCAUAUUUUAUGGCAAGAUAAAAAUAUUUAAACAUAAAAAUUUUCCUUUCCCCUGUGGGCCUCCUCCCUCCCCUUCAGUAUAUAUGGUGCAGCUGCAUUAACCAGACCUUAGGAGAUCACCUUCCUUAAUCUCAUCAAGGGACACAACUCUAGGAGAUAAUCCUCCUCCUUCAUCUGGUAAAGAGCUUGCUUUGAACCUGUAGAGAUGGAGUGUGCAAACUGUCAAUAAUAGGUCAUUUGAUGUAAACUCUGUGUCAGAAACUUAUAUAACUGCCAAUUGACCUCCAAUUGGCAGAACAGGCCCCAGAGUUUUCUAAAAAAUCUCUCCCAGAUUAUGAUCCUCAGAUUAGCUUGAAUACAAUUUUUUUUUAACUUUCUUAGAUUAUUGAUUAGUUUUUUUUGUUGAUAGAACUAUAGGUAAGAACAUUUUGAUCCUGGUUGAUUUCCAUCCAUAGGAACCACAAGGCCUGGCAGAUACCACAAGAAAAGAAAAAAAAAAAAAAAAUUACCAGUUGAAGAAAACAGCAAAAAAGAUUGAACAAAAAAAGCACCUUUGCACAAAAGCCUUGCCUAGUUCUGAGAACAGUACUUUUUUGCUUUUUUGUAACUUGACUGUAAAGGAAAUUUUGACAGAACUGUCCCAAAGGAAUAGGUAAUGAGAACCCUGUUAUUUUACCUUCUCUACUGCCCAGUUUUUUAGGUAAAUUUUGCAAGAUAGUCUUAUCUUUAAUUGCUAGGCCUAUACUGCUGGGUGUUUGAGAAUGAAAAUAUUUGAUGAAAAGACUUAAAAUAAAUGCUUCAAAAAAGCAGCCACUCUUACUGAGUUAUUCUAUCUAAGGCAAAAACAAAAAAGAAACGACAUUUCUAUCCUUGGAGGUCCCCGCUAGACUCAAGGGCCAAGAAUUUAAUGAAAAAGAAGACUUUAGGGAAAAUGCCCGAUUUCUUCUGUGUUUUGAGAAAAUUUAGCAGGCAUGCUUCUCUUCUGUUGUAUUUCUGAUAAGGCAGUUAUAUCUGUUUUUCCUUAGUUGAGAAGGCAGCAUUGUAUAUAAUUCGGUUUUUGUCUUCUGACUAAAUUGUAGCUACUCAGGGAAACUUGAAGCUGGAAUAUGGAAUAUACCUAACUGUAUCCCUUCCAUUGCAGCUGCAUUUCUGCAUUUUCCAACAGUAGGACAAUUAAUAAUUUGAGGAAUUUCUUUUAAUUAUAAUCCUAAGCUCCCUGGGUGUUCUGUGAGUGAUGGAUGCUUCUGAGGAUAAGGAGUGUUAAAAAUAUAAUUGCUAUAUCUAUGAAAGAAUAACUUCUUACUCCAUGAUAUUUAAAAUGUAUCCCAUGUAUAGCUGCAAGUAAGAAACUCCUUUUGAGAAGUUUCAUUAUAGAAGCUUCAGUUAUGCCUAACAUUGAGUUUUCAAAUAUAAAUGUUGCAUUUGGGGAUCCAAAUAAUAACCGGAAAUUCCUAGGUAAAAAGAUAGUCAUAACUAAGUAGAGAUUUUGAAGUGAAAUAUCUUCUCCCUCAUCUUUAAUUCUCACCUAUCUAUGUGAUAAUGGCUUAUUUUACUUUUAAAAUACAAGCAAUCCUCAUUAUUUAUAGUUUCAUGUUUAUAAAUUCACCUACUCAUUAAAAUUUAUUUGUAAAAUGCU